AUGAUGCCCUGAUGUCAAGAGGAAGAGUAUCUGAAUCAAACCUUUCGUACAGUUCUUCAUCCUGGUCACAGAACAGAGGGAAAUGUGAGCAAGGUAUUCAAGAUAGGAAGGACACUCGUGAUUCUGUGUCUGGAACCUGCAACAGACUGAAGCCUACUGACUCCAUAUCUUGUAUUGAAGUUAUUGAAGAACACUUCCCUGAGCACGAAGAGAAAUUCCAAGACCAAAACCUCAAACACAGCCAGUGUGAUCUCCAGUCAAGAUCAUCUGAAGUGAAAAAAUCCUCUCUAAACCAUCAGAUUUGCAGUCGCAGGAGCAACACUAUACAAGUGUACUGCUACCACAUGACAUGGGUUCUUUGGCUGUUUUUGUGUCUUGUGUUCAUGAUCAUCACUGGAACUCUGAGCUUAAAAUUCAACUCUACCAAAAAUCUUCUCUGGAUUCAGUCAGUAUUUUUCUCACUUAUUUUCUGUGGAUUUGUGGUGCAUCCAGCAAUGGUAAGUCUUUAGAUUAUAAAGGCCCACACUUCAUACUGUGUGGUUUUUAUUGAAAAUU
Astyanax mexicanus (Mexican tetra) is the source of this 555-nucleotide messenger RNA. RefSeq names its product polycystic kidney disease 1 like 1-like. NCBI's taxonomy places the organism in Eukaryota, Metazoa, Chordata, Actinopteri, Characiformes, Acestrorhamphidae. Bases 12 to 509 code for a protein of 165 amino acids. The transcript has 4 exons. The record is from RefSeq and is a predicted model, not a curated record.